AUGACGGCGCGCUCAACGUAUUUUUACCAAAUACAGACCUGUAAUAUAAUAUUGAUCAUAGUGGGUCUUACCGCUGUAGGUCUUGCUGCGAGUCAAUUUUGGAAUGUUGCUCUCAACAAUUACCGAAGGAUUGAUCUACGGCUGCUAAACUGGAUUUAUGUACUUGCUGGCUUAGUAGGCCUCUAUACCUUAUCUCGGAAUCAUGGAAUUGUUGUGGCAAAGACAGUGCAUUGUGUAUCAAUUGCUGUUGCUAUCUAUUCUACAGCAUUCUACUGCGUUACGCUUUUCAGGAUAGUGCAUCUGCAUAGUGCACUGAUGCAGGAGCAGCCCAAUCUUCAAAAUGAAAUGCAGAACGGUGAAGUUAGUGAGAACUUCACGACCAAACUGGUCAUCUGUUCUCUUAUGAUCUUUGUACCAAUUACCGCUUGUUUAGCAGCGUUUGUCGCUGCAGCACUUCUGGAUCGUCUUAUCGUCGUCAGCCAACCCACUUGGCCUCAGUACUCGCGUGACCAGAAUAAAAAGUAUCGUGCGAACCGCCUGGGCCUUACUGUUUUGGCUGCGAUAAAAUUGUUUUCGGCAUUAUGUACUCUAGCUCUAGCUGUCUUGGUCGAAUACGAACAUCAGUUGGUAUCAAAUAAAGGCCUAUUUGUGUUGAUCGCUCUUGAUCACAUUGCUGCACUGUUGACAAUUGUCAGCGCAAUAGUUGAUUUGCAUUCGGCUAUCAUUAGUAAACAAUCGGCGGCUAAUUAUAAGGUUGCGAUCGGAAUGUCAGUGAUUGCAGCAGUUUGGUGCCUGAAAUCAUUAGAUAUUGAAAUGUACCCAUAUUACUAUGAUGAUAUUCAGAUAUGGAGAGCAGUAGGCUCAGUUCCUCGAAAUGGAACCCAAACACUAUCAGUCUACGGCACAGUAGAUCGAACUUACUUGAUUAUCAUCAUGGAAGGAUUUUUGGUGGUCUUGUUUGCUCUGCUUUUUGGUUUAAAUUUGCUGUCUGCUGUUCAAGGUAGUAAAUGUAUCCAAUACGAAUAUUAUGACGAAGAUUCGAUGAUCCGAAGAAAUGUUUCUUUGCAGAGCAGAUAUCUGGGAUUGUUACACUUCAUUUGGGGAAUGUUAUUGUUGGUAUUAGUGGUACUUGGGUUGAUUGAUGUACCCUGGAAUGCAAAUUAUAUUGGUGCUGAUUUAAUGUGGCUUGCUGUCUUGUUGUUUGCUACAGGCAUAUUAUACAUAACGCAUUCUGGUUCGCACUUAUCAAUUCAUUUUCUGCUUGGAUUCAUCUGUUUCACAUGCGCCCUAGAAAAGAUGUGCUCAAGUAUCAAUCUCACAUAUCAGUCCGCAACUUAUCCUGCUUUUAUCCGUGGUCCUCAAGAUGCAUUUCUUGGUCGUUUAGUUUUAUAUAGUGUGCAGCUUAUGAUCCUAUUUUUGGAAACUCUCACGGGAUUUUUUUCAGUUAUCAUAUAUGGCCGCGCAUUGAAACAGCGAUAUCGUCAAGCAGUAAAGUAUUCCACAUGCAUGCACCUAAUAUUGUUUCUGGGCAAUAUGUUCUAUGGUGUAGUACUUGUUGGUUGUAACGUUGUAUUCACACUCGUUUAUUGGCUUUUUUCUGAAUCGCUGGUCGAAAUUCCCUUCUUCCACAUGGGUAAUGGUCUAUUGGUGUUCGGCAUUUCCAUUUUGCAGGUAUUAUCAUUAUGCUAUCCUGCAUUGUUACUUUCGGUGACAACACUAAAUGUGAUAGCUGCAUCAGUAGCUUUGUUUAUGGUUAGCUACGCCAUAUCCAAUACCUACUUCCUGGCGGCGGUAUUGUUUACAGUUGAGGGAUUUCACUGGGUAAUUAUUGAAGUAGUUUUGAUACUAACUGCUUGUGCUUCCACUGCUUGUGUUAUAUGUACAUUUUGUUCUACGUUUGCUAUUGUCAGUUUCUUGUACGCGGCAUGUCGUAAGCCCACAAGUAGCACAUCAACCAUUGUACUGUGCGAAGACAACAACUAUGGUACUCAACGAACAUUGGUCAGUCCACAACUCCAGACACCACCAGUCCGACACAUGGAGGAACAAUCAAUUUAUUGGUCAACAGAUGAAAAUCCAUAUUAUUAUCAGGCCUCAAAGCGUUACUAUGAUCAACCCUACAGGAUUGAUUCCGGGUUUUAUGGGUAUGCACUCGUCAGCCCACAAAUGUUUGAUUCACCAUAUGCCGUGAUGAGUGCAGAUAGCAGUGGUAGAGUUGGUUCCGGACGGUAUCUCCGGAGCGUCAAUUCAUCCGCUGCACAAACGAGAAUUGGACAUAUUUUCAGCUAA
Molecule: messenger RNA, 2289 nt
Organism: Brugia malayi
Lineage: Eukaryota; Metazoa; Nematoda; Chromadorea; Rhabditida; Onchocercidae
Exons: 17
Coding region: 1-2289 (762 amino acids)
Source: RefSeq, a predicted model, not a curated record